UUUGUUCCCGAGACCUAAACCAAAUAAAUAAAUGCCCCGCUCUCUCUGCAGCUCACAAAAACCCAUGAAAGCCCUAAUUCCACAAUUUUCACUGCAUUAAAAGCUAAAUCAACCUUCAUUACCGUUUCCCCUUUACUCUAGCACCUGAAAAUUUCUCAACUUUGCACUUCAAUUUUGUCAUUUGCCAUUUGCCAUUUGAUCACCAUUAAACUUUUUUUUUUUUUUUUUUUCCUGCUCUUGGUUACUGUUUUGCGAGAUUUAACAGGCACUAUAUAUUUGUGUAUAUAUAUGUAUAUUCAACCCUGUUUUUAGAGCAGAUUGAUAUGACCCAACCGUCGGUGAUACUUGCAACAGCUAGCUAUGAUCACACAAUUCGUUUUUGGGAGGCCAAAAGUGGUCGCUGCUACCGUACUAUUCAAUACCCGGAUUCGCAUAUCAAUAGGCUUGAGAUAACCCCAGAUAAACGCUUCCUGGCUGCAGCUGGUAAUCCUCACAUUCGAUUGUUUGAUGUUAAUUCAAACAGCCCUCAGCCAGUGAUGAGCUAUGAUUCACAUACUAAUAAUGUGAUGGCGGUGGGGUUUCAAUGUGAUGGAAAUUGGAUGUAUUCGGGUUCUGAGGAUGGCACAGUAAAAAUUUGGGAUUUGAGGGCUCCAGGUUGUCAAAGGGAAUAUGAAAGCCGAGCAGCUGUCAACACUGUUGUACUGCACCCAAACCAGACCGAACUUAUAUCUGGGGACCAGAAUGGGAAUAUUCGUGUGUGGGAUUUAACAGCAAAUUCAUGCAGCUGCGAAUUGGUGCCAGAGGUCGAUACUGCAGUACGGUCUCUAACUGUAAUGUGGGAUGGGACCUUGGUUGUUGCUGCAAAUAAUCAUGGGACAUGUUAUGUUUGGCGCUUGCUACGAGGGACCCAGACUAUGACAAACUUUGAGCCACUUCAUAAGCUGCAAGCACAUAAGGAAUAUAUCCUUAAGUGCCUUCUUUCACCCGAGUUCUGUGAGCCACAGAGAUAUCUAGCUACUGCGUCUGCUGACCACACUGUCAAGAUAUGGAAUGUCGAUGGCUUCACAUUAGAGAAAACUCUAACAGGACAUCAACGCUGGGUAUGGGACUGUGUGUUCUCAGUCGAUGGCGCCUAUCUUAUAACAGCUUCGUCUGACACAACGGCGAGACUUUGGAACAUGUCAAAUGGCGAAGAAAUCAAGGUGUAUCAGGGACAUCAUAAAGCAACUGUUUGCUGUGCUCUCCAUGAUGGAGCCGAACCCUCUCCAACGUGAAUCUACAAUACUCUUAGUUUGCUUCAUGUGCAUGCGUGUAUUCUGAGCAUAUGGGAGCAACAUUUUUGUACAUUGAUUAACGUGUAUAUCUAUCUUUGUAUGAAAAGAUUUGUGUUGCUGUAAUGGGUGAUAAGUGUUUUUUUGCCAAUAAUGAUUGCUAUGGAAAGUCACAGAAAAGGUUAUCACAUAGUAGCAACUACGUGUAAUAUUAGCACAAUGAUGAAAACUUUUUAAUUUUUUUUAAUUAUUAUUAUUAUUACUUUUUUUUUU
Alnus glutinosa is the source of this 1544-nucleotide messenger RNA. RefSeq names its product target of rapamycin complex subunit LST8-1. The record is from RefSeq and is a predicted model, not a curated record. Gene Ontology annotation, cellular component: TORC1 complex; TORC2 complex. Gene Ontology annotation, molecular function: protein binding. The transcript has 11 exons. Lineage: Eukaryota; Viridiplantae; Streptophyta; Magnoliopsida; Fagales; Betulaceae. Gene Ontology annotation, biological process: TOR signaling; regulation of actin cytoskeleton organization. Bases 324 to 1274 code for a protein of 316 amino acids.